Messenger RNA from Penaeus chinensis, 2787 nucleotides. RefSeq names its product putative inorganic phosphate cotransporter. The transcript has 11 exons. Gene Ontology annotation, biological process: transmembrane transport; monoatomic anion transport. The record is from RefSeq and is a predicted model, not a curated record. Gene Ontology annotation, molecular function: transmembrane transporter activity. Lineage: Eukaryota; Metazoa; Arthropoda; Malacostraca; Decapoda; Penaeidae. Bases 975 to 2534 code for a protein of 519 amino acids.
CUUACUCUGCCAAUUUGGGUGUUCAUUAGAGGAAUAUAAUUACUGUCCCUCAGGUACUGGAUUGGCUUAGUUUUUCAUGGGUAUACAUGCACACACACACACACACACACACACACACACACACACACACACACACACACACACACACACACACACACACACACACACACACACACACACAUAUAUAUGGUAGCAGGUGUAAUUGCAUCUACUACUUGGACUGGUCUAUAUCUCUUUAUGGAGUGAUUGUUGUGGGUGACAGUGCUCAAGGUGUGGUGCUGAGGGUGAAGUGGAGAUCAACGGGGGAGCCGGUAGGAUCUCCAGUCGGCUAUAUUUAUUUGUAAUACUAGCUAUUUUUGAUGAAGAGCUGUCUCAAAAGAAUCGACUGUAGCAUACAGACAGAACAAAGAGAACGCGAAAUAAACAAAUGAUAUAUAUAUGUACUUUUUUCACUGAAACCUUAUUGCUCAUUGGUUACUGAUUUUAGUUUAUAAGAAUGCCAAGAAGAUAGAAUCAGGAAGAGUUUGAUGAUGAAGACAUUUUUGCAACUGUUAAUGAGGAUUACUGUUUGAGAUGAAUAAAAGAAAAUCAAGUGUAAGUCUCCUAAACUAUCUAUAAUACACCGUCUCAGAAUUAACAUCGUUAUCGAUAUUAAACAACAACAUCAACAAAGGUAAUAUCAGUGUAACAAACAGAUAUUACACAAUCGUGAAAGAGACAUAUCUAUUUACAGAUAAGGCAUUCACAUAUAUACUAUACACACACAGACACAGACACGACACUCAGGCGCACACAAGCAUACGUAAACACACGAACACAAACCUAUUUAAUGAUCGAUUACUUUACACUCCUUCCCUCUUUUACACCCCGCUGACGUGGCUCUCUGGCCCUGCUGACACGCCAGGACAAGGCAGCGGGAACAACUGCUGGUGGAAUUUGCACCGUCACCCUGUUCAGAAGUUUCCUCCGCCGCCAUGCCCUCCGCCGCCGCCUCGCCCGCCCCGAGCAGCCUGGAGAGUCUCGAAAGAGGAGCGCCCCGGCGGGACAGGAACCGCGGCGCCGGGAGGACCCACGCGUCUGCCCCGGAGUCUUCACCGCAGCGCCCACAACGUCGAGAGCGCUGGGCUGCCCGCUACACCCUGGCUCUGUUGGGGUUCCUGGGUCUCGCCGUCGAGUAUUCGCUGCGCGUGAACCUCUCCAUCGCCAUCGUGGCCAUGGCGGGCACGAGCGAGGUCGGCGCCGCGACGAACGCCUCCCUCGACAUCUGCCCGCGCUAUGAAGGCGACGCGCAGAUCGAACGGCAGCUGAUCGAAGGCGAGUUCGACUGGGACGAGCAAACCCAAGGCAUAAUGCUUGGGUCUUUCUUCUAUGGCUACACGGCCACCAACUUCCUGGGCGGCCGGGCGGCGGAGUACCUCGGUGGGCGUCUGGUCUUCGGCCUGGGCACUGUCAUCUCCGCCUUCAUCUCUCUGCUGUCUCCGCUGUGUGCCCGGUUGUGCAAAGAGCUUUUCAUCGCGUCCAGGGUCCUCAUGGGCAUCUCGCAGGGAGUGACAAUUCCAGCUCUCUUCUCCCUUAUGGCAGCCUGGUUCCCGGCCGAAGAGAGAGCCAAGUUUGGGCCACUGGUAAAGGGAGGCAUGCAGUUCGGGACCGUGGUGGCUAUGACGGCGGGCGGCUUCCUCAGCUCCUCCUCCUUCCUCGGCGGCUGGCCCUCGGUGUUCUACGUGUUCGGGACGGUGGGCCUGGCGUGGGGCAUCCCCUGGUUCCUGCUGGUGCACGACCGCCCCGAGCGCCACCCGUCCAUCUCCCGGGCCGAGCUCGAGUACCUGCAGGCCAACCAGGACACGGUCAAGGGGGCUGAGGUGGUGUCCAUUCCCUGGAAGGCGAUUUUCACGUCCCCGCCGGUGUGGGCGUGCGUCUUCAUCGCCUGGGGAGGGAGUUUCGGCUUCCAGACCCUGCUCUCUGAGAUUCCGACGUAUCUGGCCAACAUUCAGCACUUCGAUAUGAAGAAGAGCGGCUUCCUGUCCGCGGUGCCGUACCUGUGCCUGUGGCUCUUCGGCGUGGGCUGGGGCUUCUGCGUGGACCGCCUCUUCAGCGCCGGCGUGCUCUCCGUCGUCGCCGUCAGGAAGAUCUCCACGGCCUUCGCUCAUUACGGACCCGCCGUCGCCCUCGUCGUCAUGUGCUUCGUGGACUGCAACUCCACCCUGGCGGUGGUCGUGCUGUGCAUUGCUGUCGGCGUCUGCGGCAGCGCCUAUAGCGGCAACGCCCUCACGGAGCAGGACAUCGCGCCCAAUCUGGCAGGGACGCUGGUGGGGAUCACCAACACCAUCAGCGCCAUCAUGGGCUUCGUCGCGCCCUUCCGUCACGGGCGCCAUCACUCAGGGCAGACAAGGGUCCCUCGGUGCCUGGAGGACGGUGUUCGCCGUCUGCGCCGCCAACUACGCCGUCGCCACCACUCUCUACCUGCUCACCGUGUCCGCCGACGUGCAGUCCUGGAACAAGCCGGACGGGGCCCAAGAGGCAACGAACAAGAAUAAAAGAAAGAAAGAGGGAGGAAACUCAACGAGAAACGCGUAGAUACACAUAGGUGAAGAAUGGUGUGUCUGUCGAGUCGUAUAAAGCGGUGAGGACCUGGGGGCUGGUCCCUUAUCAGAGCGAGACGUGAUCGGCCUCUUGCUUAUUAUUCAUUGUUAUUAUCGUUAUUCCUUUGUAGUUUUUAUUGUUGUUGCUUGAUUUGCUUCCCUAUACUUUUGUUAAUAAUGCAAAGAAUUAAUAAAAAUCGUGUGUAUA